UUACACGCACCAAUAAUAGUACGCGUCUAACAUAAACUCGCGCGUGUCCUGAUGGGGUUAGGUAGUAGACUUUCAGGUCGGUCUUAAAUGGUGACCUUUGCUAUAUGUAUGUAUCUAUAUCUAUAUAUCAAUCAAUCGGCGUGCCCUAAUUUCUCGACUACUCACUCACACACACACACACACAAUCUUUGCAGGGGUGUUCUGAGAUCACAUACAAAAAUGGUGAAGGCAGUCACAGUUCUUAACAGCAGUGAAGGUGUUAGUGGCACCAUUUUCUUCACUCAAGAGGCAGAAGGUGCUCCCACAACUGUUACUGGUGACAUUUCUGGCCUUAAACCCGGACCACAUGGUUUCCAUGUUCAUGCGCUUGGUGACACAACCAAUGGAUGCAUGUCAACCGGUCCUCACUACAAUCCUCAUGGAAAGGAGCAUGGUGCCCCUGAUGACGAGAUUCGCCAUGCUGGCGAUCUUGGCAAUGUCACAGUAGGCGAAGAUGGUACUGCAAAGUUCACCAUUGUUGAUAAGCAGAUUCCACUAAUUGGAGGUCAAUCCAUCAUUGGAAGAGCUGUGGUUGUCCAUGCUGAUCCUGAUGAUCUUGGAAAGGGAGGGCAUGAGCUAAGCAAAAGCACUGGAAAUGCUGGUGGAAGAGUUGCAUGUGGUAUCAUUGGAUUGCAGGGUUGAUUAUGCCAAAUGGAAUCUGUGGUUUAUGUUGGUCAAUAAAAGUAGUCUUGAUGCUGCUUGAUUAUGUUUUGAGUGUAUGUUUUUUUUUUUAAAAAAAAGCUAUGUUUGGCUCUUGACAUGAACACUUAUUUUUAGAAAAAUGGGUUGCGUGUUUGUUUGAGAACUA
Molecule: messenger RNA, 847 nt
Organism: Helianthus annuus (common sunflower)
Lineage: Eukaryota; Viridiplantae; Streptophyta; Magnoliopsida; Asterales; Asteraceae
Product: superoxide dismutase [Cu-Zn]
Exons: 7
Coding region: 88-681 (197 amino acids)
Biological process (GO): removal of superoxide radicals
Molecular function (GO): copper ion binding; superoxide dismutase activity
Source: RefSeq, a predicted model, not a curated record